CAAAGGAAGCUUUGGAUUCUCCAUAAUCCUCUCCCUUCAAAACCCAGCGCUUUGCUUGUUUCCACCCCUGACCGAUCGAAGCAAUGGAGGUGACGAUGGACCCUCUGUUUCUGGCGUGGAGUUAUUUCAGAAGGCGGAAGCUGCAACAGUGUUCCGAAAUUUGUUCUAAAAUAUUGCAAGACAGCCCGUACGACCAGGCUGCAUGGAGCCUAAAAACACAGGCUCUUACAGAGAUGGUAUACAUUGAUGAAAUUGAGGUUGAUCAAGAAGGGAUUGCUGAGAUGAUGCUGGAUGAAAACGCCAUUGCUCAGGUUGCACGCCCUGGAACUUCUCUGAGACUGCCUGGAACAAGUCAUGGGGGUGGUCCCACACCUGCUGUCAGGCCUAUGACUCAGUCAGGACGUCCCAUUACAGGAUUUGUGAGGCCCAAUACACAGUCGGGACGUCCUGGCACGAUGGAGCAGGCCAUUAAGACGCCACGCACCGCAAGUACGGCCCGACCCGUCACCAGCGCCUCGGGUCGAUUCAUUCGUCUGGGAACAGCUUCAAUGUUAACCAAUCCAGAGGGGCCGUUUAUAAACCUGUCAAGGCUAAAUAUGUCAAGAUAUUCCCAAAAGCCCAAUCUGUCCAGGACACUCUUUGAGUACAUCUUGCAUCAUGAAAAUGAUGUCAAAAACGCGCUAGACUUGGCUGCUCUAGCAACUGAGCAGGCUCAGUUCAAAGACUGGUGGUGGAAAGUCCAGCUCGGAAAAUGCUACUACAGGCUUGGUUUGUACCGAGAGGCAGAGAAACAGUUCCGAUCAGCUCUCAGCCAUCAAGAGAUGGUGGAUACGUACCUCUAUCUUGCAAAGCUGUAUCAGCGCCUGGAUCAACCAAUAACAGCCCUCAACCUCUUCAAACAUGGCUUGGACCACUUUCCUGGCGAGGUCACCCUACUGACGGGAAUCGCUCGCAUACAUGAGGAGAUGAACAACAUGGCGUCUGCCACCGAGUACUACAAGGAGGUCCUAAAGCAGGACAACACACACGUGGAGGCCAUCGCUUGUAUCGGCAGCAAUCACUUCUACUCGGAUCAACCUGAGAUUGCGCUGCGCUUCUACAGGCGGCUUCUGCAGAUGGGGGUGUAUAAUUGUCAACUAUACAACAACCUGGGCCUGUGCUGCUUCUACGCGCAGCAGUACGAUAUGACGCUGUCGUCUUUCGAGAGAGCGCUGGCCCUGGUGGCCAAUGACGAAGAGCAAGCUGAUGUGUGGUACAACAUUGGACAAGUUGCUUUGGGUAUUGGAGACCUGACUUUGGCCUACCAGUGUUUUAAACUGACGUUGGCUUUUAGUAAUGACCAUGCCGAAGCCUACAACAACCUCGCAGUGCUGGAGCUCCGCAAAGGUCGUGUUGAACAGUCAAAAGCCUUCCUGCAGACGGCUGCCACAUUGUCGCCUCACAUGUAUGAGCCUCACUACAAUCUGUCCAUUCUCUCUGAAAAGAUUGGAGAUCUUCAGAGCAGCUAUAUGGCGGCCCAAAAGUCUGAAGAUGCCUUCCCUGAACACGUCGACACUCAGCAGGUCUUGGUACAACUUCGCCAGCAUUUUGCAGCACUGUGAACUCUUGGAAUGGUUUGAAUGCUCCCCAUGUAGGGUUUUCAAAACCUCUCUUCCUAAAAGUUUUGAAAGAGAAUUUUCUCUGUGUAAUAUAGCAGAAGAUUCAAUAACGGAACCGGCUGUUGAUCAAAGCUGUAAAUCCUAACUUAGAUGAUAUUUAGAGCACAUUUGUAAAAGUUUAGCUUGCAAUUGAGGCUCGAAAUGCCGGCCUGUGUAUAAACUGGAGAAUUAUUUUGUAAGAGAAUGUAUUUUUGACGUGAAUGGCAACAUAAUGUAUAAACAUGUCAAACAGUGUGUAUGUGGUCAAGAGCAUUUUUUAUUGGUUGAGAGAUCAACUUUUGUAGUUUGUUAAUACAUCUCAUAAAUUGGAACCAUUUUUGACUGUCUGUGUUCUUGACAAAUACAGCCGCAUCAGUUUAAAAAAAAAA
Molecule: messenger RNA, 2026 nt
Organism: Hippocampus comes (tiger tail seahorse)
Lineage: Eukaryota; Metazoa; Chordata; Actinopteri; Syngnathiformes; Syngnathidae
Gene: ttc8
Product: tetratricopeptide repeat domain 8
Exons: 14
Coding region: 84-1601 (505 amino acids)
Biological process (GO): non-motile cilium assembly
Cellular component (GO): BBSome; non-motile cilium; ciliary basal body
Molecular function (GO): protein binding
Source: RefSeq, a predicted model, not a curated record